CUCAUCUGUCAAUCAAUCACAGCGUGCUUCAUUCACCUGUUACCGCUGUCAUUAGAGUCGAUCCACACACACCUCUCCACUGCACGACUCAGGACACUCGCCGACUGCACACAUCCAGCAUCCGCUGUUCAAAAAAGAGGGUGCAAUGACUGGCCAUCACUGGGGAUAUGGAGAGGACAACGGUCCAUCAGCAUGGCACAAAGACUAUCCCAUUGCAGAGGGUAACCGCCAAUCACCUAUUGAUAUAGUCCCUGCAGAAGCUGUAUUUGAUGCCAGACUGUCUCCUAUCUCACUGUCUUACAACAACUGCACCUCUCUCAACAUAUCAAACAAUGGCCAUUCUGUAGUAGUGGAGUUCGUUGACACAGAUGAGAGAUCAGUGAUCCGAGGAGGUCCUCUGGAAAACAUGUACAGACUUAAACAGUUUCACUUCCACUGGGGAGGCAAGGGUUGCAGUGGCUCUGAGCAUACGGUUGGUGGGAAAACCUAUGCGUCUGAGCUUCAUCUGGUUCACUGGAACGCCAUAAAGUACAAGUCCUUUGGUGAGGCAGCAGCAGCCCCUGAUGGUCUGGCUGUCCUUGGGAUCUUUCUGGAAACCGGUGAUGAACACAGAGCUCUUCAUCAGAUAACAGAUGCCUUGUAUAUGGUUAGAUUCAAGGGAAGUGUUGUUGAUUUCAAGGGCUUUAACCCAAAGUGCCUCUUGCCGAACAGUCUGGAAUAUUGGACAUACCCAGGCUCUCUCACCACUCCUCCACUGUAUGAGAGCGUCACAUGGAUUGUGCUUAAAGAACCUAUUUAUGUGUCAGAGAAGCAGAUGGGAAAGUUCCGGACGCUGCUGUUUAAUGGAGAAGAGGAAGAGGACCGAAAGCGCAUGGAGAACAACUUCCGACCACCACAGCCACUGAAAGGUGUUUUGGCCGAUGACCUCGAACACAGUUUGACUUUGACAUUGAGCUCUUUGAAUCCGAGGCUCUACAUUUUUAGAUCCCUUCUCAUCCACCUUGAUCAGGCUUGUGCAAGCAGAUUCUUGUUGCAGGAGAUAUCCAUGCUGAUGGGGUCUGAUAAGCCGGCUGUCGUCUGCUUUCUCAGUGCUAUAGGAAAGUGUCUGUAAUCCAGGAGCCUGAAAUUUAACCCUUUAGUCUCUAUCAGAGGCUCUUGUUAACUUUUGAUAAGGCAUGUGUCAUUUAAGCUGUAUAUAGUAAGGCAGAUGGUGCUUCCAAGAACGUAGACCUGAUGGUGGCAGGGUGGCACUUCAUUUACACUGAAAGUUGCAUUAUUACACUGAAAUAUCUCACUAAUAUACGUAGAUAGCAUUUCUGUUUAUCCGACUGUUGUGAUUCCUUGAAGUAAUUCUUUACAGACUCUUUUAUUAACACUGCAAUGCAGUCACUGUAGUGAAUGAUCCUAGUGUCUCAUGACCACUGUUGAAAAAUGCAUUAAAAGUACUUUUAAAAUGCUUCCAAGCAAAGUUACACCACAAUAAAACAUUACAAUUAGUUUAGAUGGGAUCGUACUGAACAUUUUAGAAGUUGACAAAUAUCUUUGGUUUAAAAUAGCGGGAUAAAAUUGAAUCGAAGUGUUUUGAUCCAAUAGGCAUACAAUAAAUAUAUUUCUGCAGAACCAUGUUCCUGUGCUUUAAGUGAAGCCUUAUGAACGCUUUUACAGUAAUAGGAGGGUGAUGUGUGGAGGUUGAAAUGAAUGAUUGAUUACACUGCUUACACUUUGAAGAAAAAAAAAAAAAAAAAACUGUUCCUAUAUGUAAUUCCUAAUGGAAUCUCUGGCAUAGCUGUAGGAGAGUUAUGGAAGAUCUCUAUAAGGUCAGUGCCGUAUUUAGACUUAACUUCUGGAUAACAUCCAGUUGAAAAGACAGGGAUUUUCCUUUGGGUGUAUUUGGUGGCUGGAAGGAUUUAAUAUAUAUUUUAUAUUGUAUUUAGUCUUUGUUAAAUAUGUACAAUAAUAAAAUUAUUUUAAUAAUCUA
Messenger RNA from Ctenopharyngodon idella (grass carp), 1978 nucleotides. It is a transcript of the gene ca7, whose product is annotated as carbonic anhydrase VII. The record is from RefSeq and is a predicted model, not a curated record. The transcript has 8 exons. Lineage: Eukaryota; Metazoa; Chordata; Actinopteri; Cypriniformes; Xenocyprididae. Gene Ontology annotation, molecular function: zinc ion binding; carbonate dehydratase activity. The coding region runs from base 146 to 1111 and encodes 321 amino acids. Gene Ontology annotation, biological process: regulation of intracellular pH. Gene Ontology annotation, cellular component: cytoplasm.